Enhydra lutris kenyoni (northern sea otter) is the source of this 1183-nucleotide messenger RNA. RefSeq names its product Wnt family member 5B. The transcript is spliced from 4 exons. Gene Ontology annotation, molecular function: frizzled binding; cytokine activity. Gene Ontology annotation, cellular component: extracellular region. The coding region runs from base 73 to 1149 and encodes 358 amino acids. The record is from RefSeq and is a predicted model, not a curated record. NCBI's taxonomy places the organism in Eukaryota, Metazoa, Chordata, Mammalia, Carnivora, Mustelidae. Gene Ontology annotation, biological process: neuron differentiation; canonical Wnt signaling pathway; cell fate commitment.
GCCCCAUUUCAGAAGCCAACCGCCCCCGGGGUCUUCCCAGGGCACUGGGGAGGGCCAAGGCCCAGGCCCACCAUGCCCAGCCUGUUGCUGCUCGCCGCUGCUCUGCUGUCCAGCUGGGCCCAGCUUCCGGCUGAAGCCAGCUCCUGGUGGUCAUUAGCUAUGAACCCGGUGCAGAGACCUGAGAUGUUUAUCAUCGGUGCCCAGCCCGUGUGCAGCCAGCUUCCUGGGCUCUCCCCUGGCCAGAGGAAGCUGUGCCAACUGUACCAGGAGCACAUGGCCUACAUCGGGGAGGGAGCCAAGACGGGCAUCAAGGAGUGCCAGUACCAAUUUCGCCAGCGGCGGUGGAACUGUAGCACAGUGGACAACGCGUCCGUCUUUGGGAGAGUCAUGCAGAUAGGGAGCCGGGAGACCGCCUUCACCUACGCAGUGAGUGCCGCGGGGGUGGUGAACGCCAUCAGCAGGGCUUGCAGGGAGGGCGAGCUCUCCACGUGUGGCUGCAGCCGGACAGCGAGGCCCAAGGACCUUCCCCGGGACUGGCUGUGGGGCGGCUGCGGGGACAAUGUGGAGUACGGCUACCGCUUUGCCAAGGAGUUUGUGGAUGCCCGCGAGCGGGAGAAGAACUUCGCCAAGGGGUCGGAGGAGCAGGGCCGGGUGCUCAUGAACUUGCAGAACAACGAGGCGGGGCGGAGGGCUGUGUACAAGAUGGCAGACGUGGCCUGCAAAUGCCACGGCGUCUCGGGCUCCUGCAGCCUCAAGACGUGCUGGCUGCAGCUGGCCGAGUUCCGAAAGGUGGGGGACCAGCUGAAGGAGAAGUACGACAGCGCGGCCGCCAUGCGCAUCACCCGCAAAGGCAAGCUGGAGCUGGUCAACAGCCGCUUCAACCAGCCCACCCCGGAGGACCUGGUCUACGUGGACCCCAGCCCGGACUACUGCCUGCGCAACGAGACCACGGGCUCGCUGGGCACGCAGGGCCGCCUGUGCAACAAGACGUCGGAGGGCAUGGACGGCUGCGAGCUCAUGUGCUGUGGCCGCGGCUACGACCAGUUCAAGAGUGUGCAGACGGAGCGCUGCCACUGCAAGUUCCACUGGUGCUGCUACGUCAAGUGCAAGAAGUGCACGGAGAUCGUCGACCAGUACGUCUGUAAAUAGCCGGCCGGGGUGCUCUUCCGGCCGCUUCGCCACU